GUAGCGAGGCGCGCGGCCGAGGGUGAAAGGGGUGACUGCGGUGACCGAGGGAAGGCGGCGGCUGCGUGUUCUCUGCCCUCUGGGCUUGACUUGCGGUUGGAGGUGAGGCCGCCCGGAGCAGCCUGUCGGAGGAGUCGGCUGGGGAGUUGGAAUUGUUUGGGAGUGGACCCUGAUUCCAGCCAUGGGCUUGUCGACCUCGACUGAGGCUGUCCCGGUGGAGACAAAGCAUGAAAGUACAAGGAAAGGUUGUCCGAUGCAUGCGGGAUCAUCUGACCAAAACUGUGAGAAGAAAACAGACUCUGUGCCAGCUCACCAAGACCGUGCGUAUGAGUACGUGGAAUGCCCCGUUACAGGUGCUAAGUUCAAGAGAAAGGAAAACCUAGAUCCUUCCAACAUGAUGCCACCACCUAACCAAACACCAGCCCCAGAUCAACCGUUUGCGUUAUCUACUGCCCGAGAGGAGUCGUCCAUUCCGAGGGCAAAUUCGGAGAGGAAGUGGGUUUAUCCUUCUGAACAGAUGUUCUGGAAUGCAAUGUUAAGGAAAGGGUGGAAGUGGAAGGAAGAGGAUAUCACUCAGCAAGACAUGUCUAAUAUUAUUAAAAUUCACAAUCAGAAUAAUGAGCAGGCUUGGCAGGAGAUUCUGAAGUGGGAAGCCCUUCACGCAAGAGAGUGUCCUUGCGGUCCCUCACUGAUCCGGUUUGGAGGGAAGGCCCGAGAGUAUUCGCCGAGGGCAAGGAUUCGUUCCUGGAUGGGGUACGAGCUGCCUUUCGACAGGCAUGACUGGGUCAUCGACCGCUGUGGAAGGGAAGUGAGAUAUGUGAUCGACUACUACGAUGGUGGCCAAGUCAACCAGGAUUACCAGUUUGCCAUCCUGGACGUGCGGCCCGCGCUGGAUUCAUUCUCUGCAGUGUGGGACAGAAUGAAGGUUGCUUGGUGGCGUUGGACUUCGUACUCCCAACACCUCCAGGUGCUCUGCUGCUUGUGGAUGACUUCCUGCUCAGCUGGUGCUGUGCCAGGUACUUCCUCGUGCAUUCCUUCACAAAAUUCUGGGAGUUUGCCAUUACUCCCGUGCUGACAACACUGAGAAAAUGGAGGGUGCAUGUUGGAAGGCAUUUAUUCUGAUGUCACCCAGCUACUGAAAGGGGAACUUUCCCCUUGGGAGGCUGUAGUGAUGACUCAGUUGGUGCCUGGCAUUCAUGUGGGAUACCUGCAUUGAAGUCCCAGCUCUGGGCUCCAGUCUUGGCCCGGCCCUAGCCACUGCAGGUUUUUGA
Messenger RNA from Ochotona curzoniae (black-lipped pika), 1271 nucleotides. Its product is annotated as holocytochrome c-type synthase-like. NCBI's taxonomy places the organism in Eukaryota, Metazoa, Chordata, Mammalia, Lagomorpha, Ochotonidae. Bases 182 to 1075 code for a protein of 297 amino acids. Gene Ontology annotation, biological process: cytochrome c-heme linkage. Gene Ontology annotation, cellular component: mitochondrion. The record is from RefSeq and is a predicted model, not a curated record. Gene Ontology annotation, molecular function: holocytochrome-c synthase activity. The transcript is spliced from 8 exons.